AUUGCGAGAUGAUUGCACUCUGAACUCACGCACGUCCAACUAAACAAACGUAACGUAUACGUCUUGUGGCACGUAAAUCAUACGUACCACAUACCAAAUCUCGGUGUGUUGUGUUGCUUUGGGGGGUUCGUUUCAUUCGCGCUGACUGCUGUUGUGUGUCUCAACGUUUUGAGUGGCGAGUGCUGCGCGAACAUCCAACAGUCGAUGGAAGAAAGACAGAACAACAAUGGCCAAACAGAAAAAGAGCCAGCCAGCCAUACACGUCAGUUCAGUUCUAGUAAAGUGUUUGAUUGAGUGAAAAGUUCGGGAGGAAAUUUAGAGAAAAUAUAACACAAACAUACGCAAGGGAAACGCAUUUUUUCACUUCAAAAUCGAUUCAAACAACCAAAAAAAAAAAAGAAAAUCUGUAGUCUAAUAGAGAAAAAAAUAUAUAGAAUAUAAAACAAACGGUUUAAUAAAAUUAUAUUUUUUUGUAAUCAAAUCAAAUUCGAAACGUCGUAACUUAACUAAAUAAGCAACAGAAGCAGCAGCAGCAACAACAACAAAUUUAAAUUAAUAUACAAGAAAAAAAGUAUUUUUUAAGUGAAGAAAAAAAAAUUGUAGAAGAAAAGCCAGCCAGCAAAGCUCCCCGCUCCCAAAGAAAAGAAAUAGAAACGAAAACAAAUAGCAAAUCAAAGCAAAUAACAAAACAAACAAACAAAAGAGAGAGCUAGGCGUAGAAGCAACUUGCAAAGCUUAUCACUCAUACGCCUGGUAUGUCCGAGCAUAUGUUAAAUGUUAAGGCCUCAACAAUGCUGCCGCAGCAACAACAAUGGCUUGCCUAAUUAGCUAAUAUCCAUCAUUGCCCCAUGCGAUCCAAGCUGCAUUUAAGUGAUUUGAUCGACGAUUUGAUUUCGAAUAUUUGAACCUUGCGAAGUGAUUUGAUAUUCUGCAAAACGAUUUGGUAGUGGUCGCAGCCGUACAGCAGGCCCUGGGGGCGCCAGCAAAACCUAUUUAACGUUUGACUAAUGCUCAGCUUGAAAAUUGAAAGCAAAAACUUGAAAUUGAUAAGUCAAACUAAAAGCAUCCUGUAGCGUAAUCAUAAACUGAAUACUCAUCCUCAAGUCACUUGUAGAGUCGGCCGUUACCGUAUCACCAGCAUCAUCAUCAUCACCUUUAAUAUCAUCAUUCUGCUCUAACAACAACAACUACAAGCUUUGCUAUAUAGUUAACCAAACAUUCGCAAAAAACACAUUCAAGCUAUGAAUCUAAUAAAUAUGGACUCGGAGAAUAGGGUGGUACUAAACGUAGGCGGCAUCCGACACGAAACAUACAAGGCAACCCUGAAAAAGAUACCGGCCACCAGGUUGUCGAAACUGACUGAAGCGCUGGCCAACUACGAUCCGCUGUUGAAUGAAUAUUUUUUCGAUCGACAUCCGGGCGUGUUUGCACAAGUCUUGAAUUAUUACAGAACUGGAAAACUGCAUUAUCCCACGGACGUAUGCGGUCCACUGUUCGAAGAAGAGCUGGAAUUUUGGGGUUUAGAUUCAAAUCAAGUAGAACCAUGUUGUUGGAUGACCUACACCCAGCAUCGUGACACUCAAGAAACUCUAGCCGUAUUAGAUCGUUUAGACCUCGAUACAGAAAAACCGUCCGAAGAGGAAUUAGCUCGAAAAUUUGGUUUCGAAGAUGACUACUACAAGGGAACACUAUCGUGGUGGCAGGAAACGAAGCCACGGAUAUGGUCAUUAUUUGAUGAGCCAUAUAGCUCGAAUGCGGCCAAGAUAAUUGGCGUCGUAUCGGUAUUCUUUAUAUGCAUUUCAAUAUUGUCGUUCUGCCUGAAAACCCACCCGGACAUGAGGGUACCCUAUGUCCGUAACAAUUCAGUGCAGACGGCCAAUGGCAGCUCCGGCUGGUUUCUGGAGAAGACACAAACAAAUGCCCACAUAGCUUUUUUCUACAUUGAGUGUGUUUGUAAUGCCUGGUUUACUUUUGAGAUAUUAGUCCGUUUUAUAUCCUCACCCAAUAAAUGUGAUUUCAUCAAGUCAUCUGUGAACAUCAUCGACUACAUUGCCACACUGAGUUUCUACAUUGAUCUGGUGUUGCAACGUUUCGCCUCACAUCUGGAGAAUGCCGAUAUUUUGGAAUUCUUCUCGAUCAUACGUAUUAUGCGAUUAUUUAAGCUGACACGGCACUCGUCGGGAUUGAAAAUAUUAAUACAAACGUUUAGAGCCUCUGCCAAAGAAUUGACGCUGCUGGUAUUUUUCCUAGUCCUGGGCAUUGUCAUAUUCGCCAGUCUGGUCUACUAUGCGGAGCGUAUACAAACGAAUCCGCACAAUGAUUUCAAUAGCAUACCGCUGGGCCUGUGGUGGGCCCUGGUGACGAUGACCACAGUGGGCUACGGCGAUAUGGUGCCAAAGACCUAUAUUGGCAUGUUUGUGGGUGCGCUGUGUGCUCUAGCCGGUGUGCUAACCAUUGCACUGCCAGUGCCCGUCAUAGUCAGCAAUUUUGCCAUGUACUAUUCGCAUACACAGGCCCGUGCUAAACUGCCAAAGAAACGUAGACGUGUGCUUCCGGUUGAACAGCCCCGUCCACCAAGGCUGCCAGGUCAAUCAGGAGGUGUUAGUGGCUGUGGUACACCCGGUUCGGGACCAAAUUCAGGCCCUAUGGGCUCUGGCGGUACUGGACCCAGACGUAUGAAUAAUAAGACCAAAGAUUUAGUGAGUCCUAAAUCAGGUCCCAUUGGUGCCAGUAUUGUUGCCAUGAGUCCUCGCACCAUGCUUGAUCUAAAUCCCGCUUUGGCCAUGGUCAAACCGACCUUUGAAUCCCGUGGACCACCCAUAACAUCGAAAGACUUUAAGGAUACGGAUAAGAAUACAACGGAUGCAUCAAAGAAAAACUUUUUAUAGAAUUAUUAAAUAAAUAAUAACAAAACAAAAUAAAAACGGAAACAAAAUUGAAUUACAACAACAGCAAAUGCAAAUAAAUGGAACAAAACAAAAAAA
This is a messenger RNA of Musca domestica (house fly), 2984 nucleotides long. It is a transcript of the gene Shaw, whose product is annotated as potassium voltage-gated channel protein Shaw. The coding region runs from base 1242 to 2888 and encodes 548 amino acids. Gene Ontology annotation, cellular component: dendrite membrane; neuronal cell body membrane; voltage-gated potassium channel complex. The transcript is spliced from 9 exons. Gene Ontology annotation, molecular function: protein binding; delayed rectifier potassium channel activity. Gene Ontology annotation, biological process: potassium ion transmembrane transport; protein homooligomerization. Lineage: Eukaryota; Metazoa; Arthropoda; Insecta; Diptera; Muscidae. The record is from RefSeq and is a predicted model, not a curated record.